Messenger RNA from Rhipicephalus microplus (southern cattle tick), 8097 nucleotides. Its product is annotated as transmembrane protein 53-B. Lineage: Eukaryota; Metazoa; Arthropoda; Arachnida; Ixodida; Ixodidae. The record is from RefSeq and is a predicted model, not a curated record.
UCCAUCCAUCCAGUACUUUGUCUAGGCGGUCGUUAAUUAUUCUGUGGCUGUUUUCUACUUCGGUUGUUUAAAAAAUGGAGGCCACGGCGACGUCGACGAGUUGUUCACCGAUAAGCGACGAAGGAAAGCGAAGGGGUUCGCGCAAGGACGAAGACCUCGAGUACGACAUCACUUUCCCGACCGCCGACAAGCAGCUCGCUCUGCCGACGAGUAAGGAACCCGUCGUAUACUUACUCGGCUGGGCUGGUUGCAAAGACAAGCACCUGGCCAAGUACGGUGCCAUCUACGAAGAUCAAGGGUGCAUCACGAUUCGUUACAUUGCUCCAGUCGAAGAGCUCUUCAAGCGAAGCUAUGGCGGAGCAUUGGAGGAACAGGCGUAUGCACUGCUUGGCCUGCUGGAGGACUUCAAACUCGAAGAGCACCCGCUGUUCUUUCAUGCGUUCAGCAAUGGCGGAGCAUUUGUCUACUCACUGUUGAAUCGACACUUUAGGGACGAUGUCCAGAUCAUGUCCAAGAUACGAGGCGUGAUUUUUGACAGUGGACCCGCUCGCGUCGGCUUCUGGCAGAGCGUCAGCGUCAUGGCUACCUUCGUCAGAGGGCGUUCCCUGUUCCGCUACACCGUGGCUUUCUUUUGGGCGUUGGCCAUGUGGUUGUACUCGGCAUUGACCUCAAUCGGCAACCUCGUUCUCGGCACUGGAUUCCACCGAUGCGAGAGCACGUACAAUGCCCUGCUCGCCGAGAGCCCCCUGUGUCCACAGCUGUUCCUGUACUCGGAAAAGGACGCCAUCUGCUCGCACCAGAGCAUCCACGCAUUUGCGGCCGCACGCCGUGCUAAAGGUGUUCCGGUGGAGGAAGUGUUCUGGCAGGACUCUCCACACGUGCAGCACUUUGUUCUCCACCGAAACCAGUACGUCACGAGCGUCACCGACUUUAUGCGUCGCUGCCUCAAUGGCACCAUUCAAGUGUCAUCGCCUAUUGGCAAGCAAGUUCGCUGACGAAUUCACUGAUGAAUUCACCUGUGGAAGGUCUAUCCCCAGGGCCGUGUCGAUCAGGCUUACUUGCACUGAUGCUUUCAUGUUUACUCGAUGUGUUCUGUUACCCACUGCAUCCAAAGAUGUCCACUGCGUGCUUCCAGCCCUCCUUGAUUUUCGCUGUCACAUUUCCUACUUGCUCGAUAAAUUUGAGCACAACGAAUGCCUGGGACAUAAGUUUGACACUUAAGACUGCCUGCCGCAAAAGUUAUGCUGUUGGCAGAAGUAAGAACCCGUGAAUGCGUUUCAUUUUCUGGCUUCAUCGCAUUGCACGAUGCAUCUGUGUGCAGCCUCAUAGAAACACUUGGAGGCUCUGUCAUGCAUUUUGCAAGUUCACAUUAAAACAUUCGGUAGAUAGAGCGGCCUGGAACCUCAUUCGAUGGCUGCCAGAUCCACUGGAGAGAGAGAAUUGUUUUUGGAAAGUGAUGGUAAUGCCCAUGAACAAGUCACUACAAGUCAAUUUAAGCAAUAUUUUUGUUUGUAAUAAUUAAAUUUGUAUGAAUAUCUGUUAUUUUGAGUUCAAAUUUAUUUUUUGCAUUUUGAGGGAACGCGAGUACAAGUGCUAUUGCACGUCUUACUUGCCUGUAAAUGAGAAUGCAAACAUGUGUUUCGGGAGCAGUAGCCGGAGCACAUGCUGAAAACGCCAUUAGCUUGAAAAAAAUAACAAGGCGCGAAUUCACGGCUUAGCUUUCUUCUUUCAGCGUUUCGAUUUCCUCUCUGUGUCCAGCAAGGGAAGUAUUAUCAGGCAAUAUACGCGGACUGUGCGUAUAGUGCCGCGCUGAGUCUCUAUCACGAUGGUAUGCUCACGACGGCCAACAGAUGGCAGCGAUUUUGCAAAUGGUGUAUAGUAGUAAACUGACUUUAUAUGAAGAAUGUAUGUUUUAGUGUAUUACAACAUUCCUGAUAACACAGUAGUUUUAACAAGCUACCGACUAGGUUCUCAAUAUAGCUGAUUUAUUCUCGGGCCCCUGAUACCAAGCCUACACACUUGGGCACAGUGGGGUGAGUUUGGCAAUGCACUUGCAUACUGCAGCCUGUGAUUGUGUGAAAAAUAGUUGUGAUAAAGUGCACCUAGGCUAGAACGCAUUCUUGGUCUGGUACAUUAAACACAUGUUCACAUGGAAUGGUAUGGAGACAAGCACAAACUCACACUGCUUAUUCAUAGGCAAUACCACUGAACAAAUGGGCACAGGUAAAACUAACAUCACGUGUUCUUUUCAAGUGGUACCACUUCAUAUUUGUUCCGUGGUUCUGCCCAUGAAUAAACAGUAUGCAUUUGCGCUUUUUCUCAUGCCUUUCCAUGUGAACGCAUGCCUUUUAAUUUAAUAUUCACUUGAAGGGCCAGUAAGCUGUCCAAAAUGUGUGCUGAAGAGAUAACUGCAUAAUUCUACGACGUGCUGCCACAAGAAUUUCGGAUUGUUAUAAGGAAGGGUACAGAACAGCCCUCUUGAGCUGGUUUUGGUUUCUUGUUCAGUCUCUUAGCAACCAAGAGGGGUGGGCAUAGCCCACUGUUCUUGCUACACCCACUUCGGCAACGUGACACAGCAUCAGCGAUUACGUCAUCGGCACGUGGCCAAUGACUCAGCAAUGCUUCCUCCAUGUCACUCAUAUCAUAGCAGUGCCAUGGUCACCCUAGUGUGCUUCUUAAACAAACAAGAACAGGAUGCGAUUGCGGUCUUUUUCACCACAGCUGGUUUUUUUUUUUCUUACAGAAAUUAUUAUUGUAGCACCCCCUCUGUGUUUUUGCCGCCGGCGCCUACGUGAUGUUCCUUAUAAAGUUUGAAUCGGCAGCUUUGUCACACAUAAUGUGUGUGCUAAUGAAUGCGGGUAAACGUAACCAAUGAACACUUAUCUUGCUGGAGGAACCACACGGGCCAUCUUUGGUAGCACAAAAGGCCACGGGAGAAGAAAGCGACAGCAUGGCUCCGGGCCUUGCUCGGCCAGGCCCUUUUCUUCACAGGGAUGAGCAGACUGCUCUGUGCAUCUUGUUCUCUCUGCUUUUUUUGCAAUUAAGUGACAGUGCAAAGACCGCUUUGCUCGUUGCAGUGAUCGCAUUUCCUUAUGCCGCAAUUUUGUUGAGUUACGCAAAGUUUGACGCUACAAGAGUCGGCCACUAGCCUUAGUUUGUAUAACAUUCAUUGCUUUGCCAUUGCAGCGAUGUCUUGAAUACUUCUUAGGUUGGUACUGAGCGAUAUAGAAUUCAUUUUAUUGGGGUGUGGACAUACGGUCACCAUGUAGUUGGGCUGCAUACAUCUUUGACUGGCUCCAAGUAUGUGUUUGCAACACUAUGCCUUCUGCACUGACUUAUAAUAGACUUUGUCAUGUGACAGAUGCCAUUAGUUCAUUUUCUGGUGCAAGAAAGUCUCUGUGGAGGUGAUCUUUGUAGAAUAUUGUCCAUGAAUGAUGUGACGGCCAUACUGCUGUCUUCUUGAUUGAAUGAGCACUGCCUGUGAUAUGCCAUGUUACAAGUUACAUCCUCAAGGUUUUUGACAUGCAUUUUAAUCUGGGGUAGGAUAGGGGGGCUGGGAUCUAGUUAAUUUUAAGCUACUACUAAAUCCUUUGAUCACAACGAGAUCUUAUAUAGUAUCACGUUGCGAGUGCACCAAUUUCACUUACAAUUGAACAUGCUGAGUUUGAUCUAAGUUGGUAACUUGUCAAAUUCUUCUGUUGUGGGUUGAUAUUCGGAAUGGAAACAUCAUAUUAUGUACAAGAGUUUCUUUUUCCCAAGAAUCAUAUUUCUUGGCUGUCCAGACAGGUUUCUGGGUUGCUUUUGAUUAGUAUUUUUGCUUUCUUUAUUUUAGUUGGGAAGUUUGAUUUCUGAAAAUGGAGAUAUGUCGUUAUAUAAGAAAGGCAGGUCAUUUGGAUAAGCUACUUUUAAAAAAAGUGAUGCCCAUUUUUUCAAUGCAUUCAAAAGUUUAUUUCCCUUUUUUUUUAUUGGAUGGUUCAGGGUUCACAUUUUUAUUAUCUAUUCUGAGUGAAAGUAAGUGUGUGAAGAGUGAAGGAUGUGAUGAAUAUUCAGUUGUGCAGCAUGGUUUUUUCUUUGAGUGAUUCAGUGCUGCACGAAGUGACUGUCGCCAUAUUCUUGUUUUAAGGUUGCCUGUGCAAAAAUUUCGGUUUUCGUACCACAUUGGGCUGUGUUUUACUAAAAAUGAAAACUUGUUGAACAUAUAAUCUACUCUCACCUGGCAAAGCACCUGGACCAAAAUUCAUUUUUCUUCCCAAACCAGCACGGAUUUCGAUCCGGCUAUUCGUGUGAAUCUCAACUUGCUGAAUUCGCAACUGACUUGCACUUAAACGUAGACUCCUCCUUUGUGACUGAUGUCUAUUAGCUCAAUUUUUCCAAGGCGUUAGACCACGUUCCUCACCGGCAUCUCAUGACUAAACUUCCUUGCCUUUCAAUCGAUCCCCUGAUAUUGUCAUGGAUUUACUGCUUUUUAACUGAUCGCUCCCAGUACACCAUCAUUGAAGACCAUCCAUCUGUAGCUACAAAUGUUAUCUCCGGAGUUCCACAGGGCUCCGUUCUUGGCCCGCAUCUGUUCCUAAUCUUUAACAAUGAUCUUCCUGCUCAAAUUUCAUCAACCAUCCGUUUGUUUGCGGAUGACUGUGUUCUGUACCGACGUAUCUCCACUACCAACAAUCAGGCGUUACUGCAGGACGAUUUAACCUUAAUCCAAAACUGGUGCUCGACCUGGCUCAUGCAGCUAAAUGUAUCAAAAUGCAAGUUUAUGCACGUCACCCGUAAGAAACAUCUCCUACUAUUCCCGUACAUGAUAAACAAUUUCAUGCAAGCACAGGUGGAAUCUUAUAGGUAUCUCGGUCUAGAAAUCACAGAUAAUUUAAGUUGGUCUAAAGACAUCACAUCACUUUCUGCAAGCAUUUUCAGAUCAUUAGGUUUCGUCAGACGGUCACUUACAUUUGCUUCACCCACAGUUAGACAAAUGGGUUACAAAACAUUCAUAUGCACUAAACUUGAAGACGCAUCACCUCUCUGGAACCCCCAUCAAGAGUACUUAAUCCAAGAGUUAGAGGCAAUACAAAACCGAGCUGCUCGUUUUAUAACUCCAAAAUAUGAUUUUAGACAGAUCGUUAUUAGCAUAAAAACUUCGAUUGGUGUAACCCCUCUGGCAUCCCGCCGCAAAAUACAAGUCUCUGCCUUUUUCAUAAGCUAUACUAUAACUUUCCUCAUCUACGAAAGAGCCUAAUCGUACCUUUCAUGAGAUCAUCACGACGUCUGUUUAAGUGUCACAGUGUUUAUCGCAUCCAUGGUUCGACUAAUGCCUUAAAGAAAUCAUUUCUACGGACUGCCAUAUCAUAUUGGAAUGCACUUCCCAACGACACUGUUAUGGAAAGAAAUUAUGUUAAAUUUAAAGAUUCAUUGUUGCAGCUCUAGUGUCAGCAGACCGAAUAGCAGCCCUAUUAUUUGCGAGUUUAUCUGCCUCUUAUUUUUUUGUUUUUCUUCUUUUUAUUUCUUUUCGUUUUUUGCGUGUUUCUGCUUUGUUUUUCUUAGCAGUAUUUAUGCCUCCUUGUGACCUGUAGUUACUUAUUGUUACACCCCCCUUAUAUAAUGCCCCAUGAGGGGCCCUUAAGGGUAAAUAAAUGAUGAUUAUGAGAAGUGAAAGCAUAAAUGCACUGGCUCAAACUGCAACUUUGGACUCCGCCUAUAUUGCUCUUUUGGCAUUUCAUAAAUAUGUGUUUUUUCUGGAGUUUUACUGCGAGGCUUGUGGCAAGGAAUCCAAGAGUGUUUUAUAGAAAAAUUUACGGUAUCCAACAACACAUUCGGAACAACAUCCAAGAAGAUUUACAGCAUCUUCGUAGCGAAACCAUAUCAAGUGAUAAUAACAUCAAGUGUACACCAAAUAAAUGCAUGUAGCUUUGUGCAAUACUGGUGCUGUAGCGAUGAUUGAGUGCAUAUUUCGUCCUUGAAUGAACAGGUGUGAGCAGAACUAUGCUCAGCCUAAGUUUGGCCUCACUGAACCACUUGUGCCUAACAUUGUAUGUACCAGGACACACAAUGUUCAGUGAAAUGUUCCUUUAAUUUGUGCAGUCAAGCUCAUUAUGCAAAGUUCUGACUGGGUUGAGGAGAGCGUGAAUGUUGAUGAUGCCUGUUUUACAAAUCACAUGUGGAUUCUCGUGUGCUCGCAAGUUGUUCAGUGUGAAUGGGUCACUGUUCUUGAACUUUUUCUGUGGUUUUGUUUGGCUUGGUUUGGGAGUCCAUGGGAGCGGCCUCAGGACACGGCGGGUCACUCCCACAACGGGACAGUAAGGCCAAGAUCUACCACCACAUCCUAGGUUCUCUGGACAGCACAAAGUUGUGAUGAGAUGGCCGGACUCCACAGAGCAGAUUCCAAAUCGCUGGACGAUGCUGUAGCAGUGCCGUGUACUCCCAGAGCAUGUGGUGGCUAAACUGCCACAUUUCACACAAGAGUUAGUCAAAUAAACCUCAGGAUAAAGCUUGUGGAGACAGGCAAGGUUAGGUUGCACUUCUUGUAAAAGUAACCACUAUUUGAACACCUCUGCUCUAUUUAGCUUUCUAUGUGGAGGUGGAAGGUUUCUCAUGAACUUUCCACCUCACAUAGUCGAAUGCUGGGUAAUUUUAUUGUAUGUAGUUGGCACAUCCAUGUUUAUCAAAUUUUUAGGUCGACCCAAAGGUCCUUCAUGGCCCUAACCCUCGUGCCCUCGAGUGGGCCAACUCAUUGAGAUUAAUAAUCCCGCCAUCCACGUUUCCCAUAUGAGUCGGGAAGCAUAUGAGGGUAUGGGUUGUAAGCGACUUCUCGCCGAGUAUGUUUUCGGCCUUUUUGCACACAGCUCCAGUACUGAAAGCACGAAUGUUACAAUUUUGUAUGUUAUUAUAGCUACUGCUGUGCGAAUAGCAAAGUUUUAGGUGCGAAGUGAAUUCAAAUAUUGAAGUGUGUGUGCGAUUUAAAGCGAAUAUUUUUUUGGUAUUUUUCAAAUAAAUGUGGAAUAUUUAUCGAAUACUUUGAAGUGAAAUUGCAGAGAAGGAGUUGGAGAGGUUCCCCAAGCAUAUACUCAUGAGAUAGAAAUAUGAAAGUGAUUUUUUUUUUUUUUUUUUGGCUAGGUCGCUGGCACAGUGAAGUGUUUCACGGGUGUUUUAUUGAGAAGGAGACAAUGCAGAGACUGGACUGUAUUUAUGUACAUGAUUUGAUACAACCAAGGUGUUGUCUUUACACACUUUACGCAUUACAUUUCACAAAUGGCAAAGAUGCUAUUUUCUUAACCUCUCCUCCACUUUGAACUUCUGAGGAAUCCUAACUGACGUGGUCGACAAGGGUGUGCUUCCUACGAGGUUGGAGUUCUAAAUGUGCCUCAUAGAUAUCAAUACACUACAUAAAAUCUGAAAUUUUGGAUGCUGAAAAUCAUGGCUCUCUGAUUUUUUUAAUUUCCUGCCCAAAUUUUGGGUUCCAAUUGGCAUUAACAGAGCCCCCGCAUCUGUUGUCUCCAUGUUGGAACCAGCGUUUUCUCGAGUCAAUAUAUUUGCAACUGUAGCAAAGCCUGUUCUUUUUCUGUCCGCUUUGUCUGUUUCUGAUGUUGCCGUGCUGUUAAUAAAACACAACUACGAUGAAACAGCUCGACCAAAUUAAGCUCUUGUUCCUGAAAGGCAGUUUUGCCGCUAUGCGAGAAUGCAGUGCGGUGAAGCAUAUAAAAAAAAUUUUAAGGGGCCACUGUUUAUUGAACGUUGACUGCAUUUAUCUUGAGGAAGUUCAAAUAAUGAAAUUCUAUUGUUAUUUGAAUGAAAUAAGCAAGCACUAUUAGAAAGAUGUUUGACAUUUCGUAUAUUCGAACACUUCUAAUUAUAACUGUUUUCAUAAAGAUAGUAGUCUAAGGUUAGGAGUUUCUGAAUGCUCCUCUGAAAAUGAUAUGCAUUUCCUGCUUGUGAGUUUUGGCAGCAAUCGCAGGCUGGUAGCAACAGUGCUUGGUGGUGGUAUUCCUAUAGCCAGCACUGAAAGGAAGCUGCACACACGAUUAUUUAUUUGCAUUUUAAAAAUAUGAUGCUUGUUUUUGGUGCUGCUGUACAUUCACAGAAUAUUAAAAGAACAUUUGUCACAUA